GUCAUGGGCACAAGAUGUGCAGAAUGACAUGAGAGAAAGUUCAAGGACUUGUGUUGCUCCUUCACUUCCGAUACGAGCUUGCAAGCUCGUGACAGUCGCUUGCUUCUUCCUUGUAUGCUUCCCCGCGCGAGUAGAGUUGCUUGUUCUCAAGCAAAGCAACGUGUAUAAGCCCUCACUGACGAUUUCGCAAUUCGAAAGCAAGUGCACGGCAGGAUCUCUUGUCAAACGCGAUGGUGUAGACCAGCUGCAAAGAUUACGUGGCGGAAACGGGGCAAAGCCAGACACAAAACACGCGAUCAUUGUGGGGAGUGUAUGCGCCUUGAUCUUGAUUCUGAACGAGUUCAACGUGCUCUCUGCUAUCGUUCGAGUCUCGCUCACUUUGCUCCUCUCCCUGACGUUCCUGCUGGCGGGUAUCAACAAGACAAACCCGACAUUUCACAAGCCCACGCAUCUGUUCUUGGCAAACAUGUUUCCGGACAUCUGCAACAAAGUCUGGAAGCCGAUAUUUGAGAAAGCCUUGACAUCAACAUGUCGCUUCUGCUGUAAAUAUUUUUCAUUUCUCAAGAACACUUGUGGGCAACGCGACGAUGGAUCGUUCACGUUGCCCAAGUCCAUCUCUGCCAUGGUUACCCCAGCCUCCUUCAUGCACUCCAUUGGUCAAGUGGAGGUUUCCUGCGCCAUGCUGAUGCUCAUCUCGCUUGCGGGCACGGGGUCGAGGGGGCAUCGCGUCCCUCUCGCUGAGCUCAGCAACGUCGUGCUCUUCUUCUUGAUGGUCGGCGCUACUUACAGUCACCUCGUGCUCAUGGACGGACGGUGGAUUCCCUCGGCAGUGUUGGGUCUCCUGCUCUUUGUGAGAUUCAUCACUCCCGCACCCUCGAGGAAGGGGAAGUCGGGCAAGGGAAAGAAGCAGGACAAGUGAGUGAAACAGUUGCUCCAACCUAAAGGUCACCAGAUACAACAUGAGAUAAUCUACAACGAGAUGAGAACCCUGGCCUUUGGAUUGAGGGUCACCCGAGGCCCGCGCGGCGUGUAAGCUCUAGGAGACAGGAGCGUGCUCGAGCUGCUGCUGCGUGUCUGCAUUGAGUUGCUCGUCUCCUGAACAUCUCUUCAAACAUGUUAAUAAACAAAAUGUUUCAUCUC
This is a messenger RNA of Guillardia theta CCMP2712, 1140 nucleotides long. RefSeq lists its product as hypothetical. The record is from RefSeq and is a predicted model, not a curated record. Lineage: Eukaryota; Cryptophyceae; Pyrenomonadales; Geminigeraceae. The coding region runs from base 29 to 919 and encodes 296 amino acids. The transcript is spliced from 14 exons.